AUGGGAUUUGUGUUUUCUAAAAUAUUCAAUUCACUAGUAGGGCAAAAGGAGAUGCGUAUUUUAAUUUUAGGGUUAGAUAACUCUGGAAAGACAACUAUUUUAUAUAAAUUGCAUUUGAAUGAGGUGAUCUAGACAGCACCAACCAUGGGAUUUAAUGUAGAAACACUUACUUAUAAAAAUCUAAAGUUUCAAGUUUGGGAUUUGGGUGGUCAAAAUGCGAUUAGAUUAUAUUGGAGAUCAUACUACCCAAAUACAAAUGGAAUUAUUUAUGUGAUUGACUCUUUUGAUGAGGGUAGACUCAAAACAUCAAAAGAAGAGUUGAUGACAUUAUUAUAAGAGGAAGAACUUAAAAAUGUUCCAUUACUGAUUUUAGCAAAUAAACAAGAUAUGUAAGGAGCGUUGAGCGAAACUGAAAUUUGUGAGUUCCUGAAAUUAGAAGAAGAGAAAACAAGAAAUUGGACAAUAGUUAAAUGUAGCGCUUUAACAGGUUUGGGUUUAAGUGAAGGAAUGGAAUGGAUGGCAAAUGCUAUGAAGAAAUGAUUAGGUUUGUUUAAUAUAGAUAUUUAAUCAUAAGUAUUAUAUAUAUAUAUAAA
Molecule: messenger RNA, 593 nt
Organism: Paramecium tetraurelia
Lineage: Eukaryota; Ciliophora; Oligohymenophorea; Peniculida; Parameciidae
Exons: 6
Biological process (GO): intracellular protein transport; vesicle-mediated transport
Cellular component (GO): cytoplasm; Golgi apparatus
Molecular function (GO): GTPase activity; GTP binding
Source: RefSeq, a predicted model, not a curated record